Messenger RNA from Brassica oleracea var. oleracea, 1170 nucleotides. RefSeq names its product E3 ubiquitin-protein ligase SGR9, amyloplastic-like. Gene Ontology annotation, cellular component: cytoplasm. Gene Ontology annotation, molecular function: ubiquitin protein ligase activity. The record is from RefSeq and is a predicted model, not a curated record. The transcript has a single exon. The coding region runs from base 222 to 1070 and encodes 282 amino acids. Gene Ontology annotation, biological process: protein ubiquitination. Lineage: Eukaryota; Viridiplantae; Streptophyta; Magnoliopsida; Brassicales; Brassicaceae.
UUAACCUUUAUUCUUUAAAAAUCAAAAACCCAAACAAGCAAAGCCGACAAUAAUCUCUUUUGUGCCUCACCCAUUUGUUCCUUUUAUUCCCUAAUAAUAAAUUAAUCACAAUAUUUAUUAUACUACCACCAACUUCUCAUUGACUUAAUACAUGUAUAUAAGCAAAGAUUCAUCAAAAGUUAAAAGUGUUAAGUGAGAAAACGAAGCAAACAAGAUCCAAUAUGGAAGAAGAAAGCACCACAAUCAUCAUGACCUCACUCUCUAUCCUCUCUACUUCACACCUCACGAAUCUUACUCACACCAUUCUCUCUAUCUCCCACCACCAUCGCCGUCGUCUCGCCGCCGUCCUCUCCUCUCCGACGCUUUUCUCCCUCACUCUCCGCCACCUCCUUUCUCUAUCCCUUCCCCAAAAAACCCUCCUCAUCGCCACUCACCUCCUUUCUCUUCUCCACCCUCUUCUACUCCACCGCAACCACCACACUCUCCCCUCAUCUGCCGCCAAGAUGAAACUCCGGGACCUCGACGCAGUGGUGCUCCUCCUCUUUCUCUGUGAAACACAUCAGAUAUAUCCAGAUGUUCUAGAAGCUUCAGCUGAUAAUUGGCGGGAAAUACUCGGUAACAUGUACUCUGAUAAUAUGCUAAAUAGUAUCUCCGGUCUCUGGACUUGCGACGCCGGAAUCUUGAUGCCUUACAUAGAAACCCUAGCUAGAUGCAAAAGAUUCGUCGACAUUAUAAUGAGAAACCACAACCACCUUGGCCUUGGAGUAGGGAAAGAAGGAUAUGAAAUCCCGGCAGCUAGAGCGGCUGUGGUGGCGCUACGUGCGGUUGAGGUGUCAAACGCUGCCGCAGAAGUAGAAUGCGUGAUAUGCAAGGAAGAUAUGAGUGAAGGAAGAGAUGUUUGUGAAAUGCCAUGUCAGCAUUUGUUCCAUUGGAAGUGUAUCUUGCCAUGGCUAAGCAAGAGAAACACGUGUCCGUUCUGUAGGUUUCAACUUCCCACCGACGAUGUCUUCUCGGAGAUCCAACGGCUAUGGGAGAUCCUCGUCAAGACCACCGAGUUAGACGUGGCGUGAUGUCAGCUCGCGGUGAUGAAUACAUGUGUAUGAAGCUUGUAUAUCGUUGUCCAUAACAGAUGUGUCAAGCUUUAUAACAGAUAGGAAUGUUUGGACUGUU